UGUUUGUUGUGUUGGCGUAGGGAUAGUUAUUAUAAUAAGUGAAAGCAGUAGUAGUAUCAUAAGUAUAAUGAUGCUGUUUCUAUGGCUGGUGACGACGUUCUUGGUGCAAGUAGGGAACCUUGGUAUGAUAACGAUCGAGCUAAAUGAUUUAAAGAAGCUUGUAAUGCAUAAUCUUGUAGAUUACGAGUGUGAAUGUAAAGGGAAUAAUG
Messenger RNA from Entrophospora sp. SA101, 209 nucleotides. The record is from the annotation of a GenBank genome assembly. NCBI's taxonomy places the organism in Eukaryota, Fungi, Glomeromycota, Glomeromycetes, Entrophosporales, Entrophosporaceae.